AUGGACGAAGUUCUUGAUUUUGUUAGAGAAGAGCGAAAAAAUAGACAGGGUGUACUUGACGCCAUUAGAACCCACCCUGAGCGUCACGAACUAGCGAAAGUGAUAAUGUCUAGACUCGAUGCAGGUGACUUACUGCAACUCAGCGGGCUCUUGGCGCCACGGAACAAAGCCCCUCCCUACGACAAUAUUCUAAAUACGUUAACAUGCCAAGAGCUAUUGCGCAGCCUUACGAAGAGUGAUUUGCAGGGAUCUCGAGGAAAUAUUUGUGAUUCGGAUUUGCCAGCCCCGAACGAUAUCGCAAAGUGGUGGCAUAUCUAUCUUCGUCGAGAAGAGAAACAACCAAACUUGAGUGGAAUUAUCCACAUUCUUCAAAAUGCAGCGCCAGUAAAAGAAGAGUACAGUAUUUACGAGGAUUUCGUCAUCGUUAAUAGGAUUCGUCGAUAUCCUGAGACCUUGUCGAAGUCGAUUUUUGAUCGAAAAGAGAUCCAAAUCAAGACAACGCCAUUCACCAAGCCGAUGAAAAAUCAUGGGGUGCUUGUUCUACGCAGAAUGAAAAUGGAGCUGACGGAUCCUUCAAAACCCCUGCCUCAGCUCAUGGCGAAAAGAGCCGAGUUUAAUUGUCUGAUGAGUCUGAAGAACUACGAAAGCUAUGUUGACACGUUUGAGGAGAUUAAAGAGUACGAAGAUAUGGUCGAAAAAAAGUAUGCUGAGCGACCGGGAGAUACAUCUUCAGACAAAAUGGGGAAAAACUUUUGGAAAACAGAUGCCCUACGAGAUAUUCGAAACAAGAAAUGGAUCAACGAGUGUCAAGGCUGCAAAUAUUACGGCGAGUGCGAAUGUUACAAGCUGAAAAAACUGAAAAUUGAAAAUAAAUCGAAUUGA
Messenger RNA from Oikopleura dioica, 882 nucleotides. NCBI's taxonomy places the organism in Eukaryota, Metazoa, Chordata, Appendicularia, Copelata, Oikopleuridae. The record is from the annotation of a GenBank genome assembly.